GGAGGGACAAAGGUGGAUCAAGGACAGCAGAAGGAUUCACGCGGUCGAGCCCUCCCUGAAUUCGCAGCCCCCACGUGUGGUAUCAUCGCCCCCCAUCCCGCAGCCCCUGGGAGGCUGUGAGGAAGAGGAAGAUGCCCUGGGACAGCCAGGCAGAGCAGGAGCUGAGGAUGGAGAGCAGGGAGGACAAAUCCCCGCGGCACAACCUCGUGGAAGAGGCCGUUUUGAGCGGCUCCACAGUGCAGGAACCCAACGGGGAGGAAAAGCCCCGGAGAUGCUGCAGGAGGAGGGGCUGCAAACGCAGAUCACGGGGAUCUGAGGAGGAAAGACCCAGCCUGGGCCGGGGAGGCGGCCGGAGAUGGAGCCAGAGCUCAGAGCUGGUGGUCCAUGAGCAGCUCCAGGAUGGGGAGAAGCCCCACAGGUGCUUGGAGUGUGGGAAGAGCUUCAGGUACAGCUCCCAGCUGAUCCUGCACCGGAGGAUCCACACUGGGGAGAGGCCCUACGAGUGUUCUGAGUGUGGGAAGGGGUGUAAGACCAGCUCCGAUCUCCUCAAGCACUAUUGGAGUCACACAGAGGAGAGGCCCUUCUGCUGCCCCGACUGUGGGAAGGAAUUCAAGCAGAAGUCAAACCUCGUCAGGCACCAGAGGACCCACACUGGGGAGAGGCCCUACGAGUGUGGACAGUGUGGGAAGAGAUUCACCCUGAGCUCCAGCCUGAUCCAGCACCAGGUGCGCCACACUGGGGAGAGGCCCUAUGAGUGUUCCAAGUGUGGGAAGAGGUUUAAGAGCAGCUCUGAUCUCCUCAAGCACUAUCGGGUUCACACGGAGGAGAGGCCCUUCUGCUGCCCUGACUGUGGGAAGGGAUUCAGGAGGAACUCCCACCUCAUCUGCCAUAGGCGCAUCCACACUGGGGAGAGGCCCUACGAGUGUCCCCAGUGUGGGAAGAGCUUCUCACAGAGCUCUACCUUGACCCAACACCAACGGAGGCACCGGUAAGGGAAGCCCUGUGAGUGCCCCGAGUGCGGGAAGAGCUUCGUGCGCUGCUCCAGCUCCAUCCCCCACUGCAGGACCCAGGUUGGGCAGAGCCCUGGUGACCCACAUUCCCUGUGAUCUAUGUUGGGGACAAUAUUCUGGAGGAUAGAUGUGGGUUCUGGAGGUAUACUGGAGAAGAGAUGUGGGUUCUGGGGGUAUUUUGGGCAGUGUACUCCAUCUCUUUGCCCUCCAAAAGCCAAGAGGGUCACCUCAAAACAACUCAAUCCCACUGAAAACAACUCAAUUUUAAUUCAUAUGGGCUCAAUCCCACCUCAAAAUGGCUUGUUCCCAACUCAAAAAAACUCAGUCCCAUGCCAAACUCACUUGAUUCCACAGCCACCAGGUUGAGAUGGGGUUGGGAGGAGACUGGGAGAAGUGGGAUCCCAAUUUGGAGCGGUGGGAUGGGGAUUGUGUGGAGCUGGGUGGCUGGGAUGUAUUUGAUAGUAAAUAAAACUUUCAGAGUUACUGAUUUCUGUCCCGUUCAUUUUCAGUCCGUUGCAGUUCUGUUUGCAGAGUGCCACCUUCUCAGCUAAUUGUGUUUGUGUCCUCCUUUCUCUCCUGCCUCUCUUUGCCUGCUCUCUUUCUCUCUCUGUGUCUCCCUUGAGCCAGGACAGCUGCCACCAAAGACCCUGCCCUGAUUUAAUUCCCAGUGCAGGAGCUGCAACAACCAUGGGUGAAGUUAGGAAGGCUGGCAGUGAAAUGUCACUGUAGGAUCUUGUAAGAGCCUGUCUGAAGCCCCUCAUUUUCCAUUCUGCCUUCCGAUUGCCACGAGAAAGAAUCCCUUCCUCCACUGCAGUUCCGGCUUAGAACAGGACACAGCGGAGGUGCAACCACUGAACCGUCAUGCUGGCUGUUCCGAACAAGGGCUGGCAAGAACUUGGCAAGGACUUGGCAAGGACUUGGCAAAGACCUGACGUGGACCCAGCAUGGGACAGCCUGAUGCGCGGCCUGCUUCUAAUCUCCGUUCUUAAGCCGAAUGAACUUUUGGGGUGACUCCCGUGGUCCUUCAUUGAAGACCCCUCAUCUGCCUCGUUACCACUGUGACAAACAAAGAAUGAGAACCCUCCUCCCAAGGACUGAGACUGAGACCCCUACUACAGGGAGGAGGGGAAAUUGGUGGUCUGACCACUAAUGACAUGACCUGUUUCCCUUCAGUGAUCCAAUGGACUUAUUCUUCAUUGUAUUUGUCUUGUUUGGUGGUUUCUGUGGACUCACCUGUUCCCUCGUGGCGAUUACAAUGGUCUUUCAUUGUUACACUUGUUCCCCCCUCUUUCCUCUGUGGACUAUAACUGGACCCACAAGUCGACCAGAACUUCGGAGACUCCCCCGACACGACAGACGGAUCCCCAUCGUCCGGACCACUGAGGAUCUUGCCUGUGUUGGUAGCUAUUCCCAUACCCCUCUUCUCUCUCUCUAUCCUUUUAUCUCCUUUCUGAUCCCCACUAUCGCAUUUACUGUUUUGGCCCCUAAUAAAGGUACAUUUGUUGUGAUUAA
Molecule: messenger RNA, 2522 nt
Organism: Vidua chalybeata
Lineage: Eukaryota; Metazoa; Chordata; Aves; Passeriformes; Viduidae
Product: zinc finger protein 239-like
Exons: 3
Coding region: 132-992 (286 amino acids)
Biological process (GO): negative regulation of transcription by RNA polymerase II
Cellular component (GO): nucleus
Molecular function (GO): DNA-binding transcription activator activity, RNA polymerase II-specific; DNA-binding transcription repressor activity, RNA polymerase II-specific; RNA polymerase II cis-regulatory region sequence-specific DNA binding
Source: RefSeq, a predicted model, not a curated record